GCUCCAUAGCAUGUUGGCAGCACACAGAAGUACUUCAGUUUAGAGCAGCUAGCUGAUGCAGCAGUAACAUAUGGGCAGUGGAGACGCGGAUUGAAACCUGCAGGCUGUGGAAAUGAGAGGCGUGGGUCCCCUCCGGAAGUAGCCGGGGAUGGACGGAGAAAGCCGAAACGCCACAGUGCCCUGGGACAACGCCAUGCUGUCUCCCGUGGAUCGGCUGCGCUCGGACAGGGCGGACAGCCCCACGCCGGGUCUGGUGGAGGGAACGGAACCAGGUGCUGUUCAGAGGAGUGCUAUUUUUUAUCACGCACAGUCUUAUGAAGAUCUGACUGCUGAGGCUGAGAACGAAGCCCAGAGGGCCCCGGAGCCGGACCGCCCACAGGGACAUAAUGAAGAUGAGAUCGACGCGCUGGUGGGAGAGAAAAGCGUCGAGAGGCGGCUCAACAACGACCCCUCAUCCGAGAGCAGCACCAAAGAGGAGGACGUGUCCAGCGAGGCGUGGAGGAGUCACAAAAAACACGUGUUUGUGCUGAGCGAGGCCGGAAAGCCGAUCUACACCCGCUACGGCACGGAGGAGGCCCUGUCCAGCACCAUGGGGGUGAUGAUGGCGCUGGUGUCUUUCGUAGAGGCGGAGAAGAACAUCAUCCGCUCCAUCCACGCAGAUGGCUGCAAGGUGGUUUUCCUCACCAAGAGUCCUCUGGUCCUGGUGGGCGUGUCUAAGACCGGCCAAUCAGACAAGGAGCUGCUUCGGGAGCUCCAGUACAUCUACUACCAGAUCGUCAGCCUGCUCACCCUCACCCAGCUCAACCACAUCUUCCAGCACAAGCAGAACUACGACCUGCGCCGCCUGCUCGCCGGCUCCGAGUACCUCACAGACAACCUGCUGCGCCGUCUGGAGCGAGACCCGGGCCUGCUGCUCAGCGCCGUCACCUGCCUGCCGCUGGCCAGCUCCGCCAGGGACGUGGUCUCGUCCAGCCUGCAGGCGGCCAAAGCCAAGAACCUGGUGUUCUCCAUCCUGCUGGCCGGCGACCGCCUGGUCACUCUGGUCCGGAAGAAGGACCAGUUCCUGCACCACAUAGACCUGCACCUGGUCUUCAACCUGGUCGGCUCCUCGUCGUCCUUCCGGGAGGGCGAGGGCUGGACGCCCAUCUGCCUGCCCAAGUUCAACACGGCGGGAUUUUUUCACGCGCACAUCUCCUACCUGGAGCCCGCCUCCGAGCUCUGCCUCAUCCUGGUCUCGACGGACCGGGAGGACUUUUUUAACAUGUCUGAGUGCAAGCAGCGCUUCAUGGAGAGGUUGAGCAAGCGCAGCGCCUACCAGGCCAUGAAGGAGGCGCUCAAAUGCCCCAGCUACUCGGUGGAGCAGGUUGGAAUCCCUGAGCUCAGGCACUUCCUGUACAAAUCAAAGAGCUCAGGCUUGUACACCAGUCCCGAGUUUCCCGAGGUGUACCAGUCCGACGAAGAGCAGGAGAGGCUGAUGGGACUCUACCAGGACCUCCACAGCUGCUUGCACCAUCCCACCAGACCGCUCCGCUACUUCUACCGCUGCAGUGAAACCGAGAACCUGCUGGCCAGGCUGACGAGCGGCUUCGAGCUCUACCUCUGUUUCAGUCCGUUGGCGACCAAGGCCUUGGCAGUCUCCGCUGUGGACAAACUUCUGAAGUGGAUCAGGAAGGAGGAGGAUCGCUUUUUUAUCCUCAGUCCUCUCACAUACUGAGCCCUCGCCGCUGGCCGAACCUCCUGAGACGACAACGGACCUCCGCGGCGCCCUCGUCCGGCCUGGUGCCAGCGACCUUGGGCCGAGAAGAUAAAAAAACAAAACAAAAAAAAAACAAAAAAAAAAAAAACUGCGAUCAUCUCACUGUAGACAAAUGAUUGUCAGAGCUAUGCAUUUCUUUAAUCUGGGACCCCUGGUUCAAUUGCUUUGUUGUUUUAUAGGCUCUGCAGGUGAAUGGGGAUUAAAGCUGGAGCUUACCUGGCAAGGUUUUAAAUGGUUUUAUUUUGAAUAAUAGAUUAAUCCAGCAUUUGCUUUGUCUAACAUGGAAACAUAGUUUGUGUGGGCCGUGGAAGUCCUUAAUAAAGACUUGUUUUAGUGUGACAGAGCUGUCAGGCUUAUAAGAACAACAUUGUUGUUUUCUUAAGCUAUAAUUACAUAUCUUACGAUUUUUUUUUUUUUUUAAGUCAAAAACUCUUUGUAAACCUAGAACUCAUAAGCUGCAUGAGCGUGUUUUACUGUCUUUGAAGAUCCAUGGGCAAAGCCUGUUGGCCACAUUCCUGUUGAGCCUUGUCGAUUCCAAGAAAUGCUGCCGUUCUCCCACUAUGCACUUCUUUUAUUUAAAGAGGCACUCCAUAAAAGAGACUGGAAGCUGUUCACUGUGCUUUUAAGUUUGUGUUCUCUAUGCUGAUGUUAACUGUUCAUCUUCUUGUGUUUAAAUCCAUGUGCUUGUCUUGUUAACAUGCCUUUUUUUUUUUUUUUUUUUUGUCUGUAACCUGAGAAAUUAACCUUUUUUGCAUUUGUCAGACAAGGAGGGGUGCUCUGUGUUUCAGUGGCUCUUGUUUUGCAACAUCUGCCUCCACUAAUCAUGCCUUAACUAAUGGGUAUUUUGCAAAGCUGCGCAUUUAUGGCAGCCAGAUUUUUAGAAUGAUCGUCUAUUUAAUAAAUUAGAGACCAAU
Messenger RNA from Fundulus heteroclitus (mummichog), 2670 nucleotides. It is a transcript of the gene mon1a, whose product is annotated as MON1 secretory trafficking family member A. The record is from RefSeq and is a predicted model, not a curated record. NCBI's taxonomy places the organism in Eukaryota, Metazoa, Chordata, Actinopteri, Cyprinodontiformes, Fundulidae. The transcript is spliced from 6 exons. Bases 149 to 1714 code for a protein of 521 amino acids. Gene Ontology annotation, biological process: protein targeting to vacuole; vesicle-mediated transport.